Ictalurus furcatus (blue catfish) is the source of this 2247-nucleotide messenger RNA. It is a transcript of the gene hrh3, whose product is annotated as histamine receptor H3. The record is from RefSeq and is a predicted model, not a curated record. The coding region runs from base 226 to 1659 and encodes 477 amino acids. Gene Ontology annotation, cellular component: membrane. Gene Ontology annotation, molecular function: histamine receptor activity. Gene Ontology annotation, biological process: adenylate cyclase-activating adrenergic receptor signaling pathway. Lineage: Eukaryota; Metazoa; Chordata; Actinopteri; Siluriformes; Ictaluridae. The transcript is spliced from 3 exons.
CUGCACGCAAGUGAACCUCAGUGAGGGUUAAUGACUCUGAGCCCAUCCCUGAGCUGAAGGAGAUGCAGCCAAUGAGCGGCGUUCUGCGUGCCCGGUAUAAAGCACCGGGCGCUGCGCCGCCGCUUUAGUUUCGCCCUGUCCGGUGCACAUCACACGCGCGUGCCGGUGCAUUGCCCAUGCCUCUAUCUCUACCUCUACCUCUGCCUCUUCCUCUUCCUCAGCAGUAUGCAGUCCUCGCUGUUCGCCGUGGGUCACAGUUUCGGGCUCCCGACGCCCGUGUCCUCCGUCUGGAAGCCGUCUGCGGACGCGCCGCUCGCGCUGCUGCUCUCCAACUGGUCCGCGCCCGACAGAGCCAACGGCACCGCGGACGCGCUGGAGCACCGGCGGCGCGCGCAGUCGUACGGCCAGUUCUCGCAGAGCGCCGCGGUGCUCGUGACCGCGCUCAUGACUCUCCUGGUGUUCGCCACCGUGCUCGGGAACGCGCUCGUCAUCCUGGCGUUCGUGGUGGAGAAAAGUUUGCGCACCCAAGGCAACUUUUUCUUCCUCAAUCUGGCCAUCGCGGACUUUCUGGUCGGUGGGUUCUGUAUCCCGGUGUAUAUUCCCUACGUGCUGACGGGGGAGUGGAGGCUGGGCAGAGGUCUGUGUAAGCUGUGGCUGGUGGUGGACUACAUGCUGUGUACGGCGUCGGUCUUCAACAUCGUGCUCAUCAGCUUCGACAGGUUCCUCUCCGUCACCAGAGCCGUGAGCUACCGCUGCCAAAAGGGCGUGACCCGCGAGGCCGUGUUGAAGAUGCUGUGCGUCUGGUUGGCCGCUUUCCUGCUCUACGGGCCGGCCAUCAUCAGCUGGGAGCACAUCGCCGGGAAGAGCGUGGUCCCUCACGGCGAGUGCUACGCCGAGUUCUACUUCAACUGGUACUUCCUGAUGACCGCCUCCACUGUCGAGUUCUUCACGCCUUUUAUAAGCGUCACCUACUUCAACCUCAGCAUCUACAUCAACAUCCGAAACCGCUGCGUGCUCCGAGAAGAGCGCUCCACCUGCGCGCCCCUCAGGAACGGGAGGACCGGAGAAGCCAAGCCGUUCUGCGCGACCGACGUCCAGCGUGUCUUUUUCGUCAGGCCCGCCGAAGAGAGCAGCGUCGUCGAGAACUCGAAUUCCAGGUCACGGUGUUGUCGGCUGUCCAACGCUACAGUGUCGGGAACCGAUUCUGAAAACGCCGGACGGACGACCAAGAGGAGGAUGAGCACGAUUCCGGAUCUUCCGCCUCUGCAGGUUGGGGACGUGGUGAACGAGACGGGUUUUAACUGCGCUGGACAUUCGUGCGGGUCACAGAGGAACCGAACGGACGUUUCGGCAAGUCUCGCCAGCCGCUUUCGCCUCUCCAGGGACAAAAAGGUGGCCAAGUCUCUGGCCGUGAUCGUGUGCGUGUUCGGCCUGUGCUGGGCUCCGUACACACUCCUGAUGAUCAUCCGGGCCGCCUGUCACGGCCAGUGCGUGCAGCACUACCUCUACGAGAUCUCUUUCUGGCUUCUGUGGAUUAAUUCGUCCAUCAACCCCGUGCUUUAUCCGCUCUGCCACACCAGCUUCAGGAGGGCGUUCAGUAAACUGUUGUGUCCGAGUAAAAUAAAGAUCCAGCCGCAGUACAUGGACCAAAAAUACUAAACAGACGCAGGACUGAGAUCGGUGUUCAUUCGUGCAGAUGAUAUUCGUGUCAGGAUGUUUUAGUGAUCUCCGUCAGUAUCGGAUCGGUGUAAAAGCUGUAGUACUGACCGACGUAAACCCGAUUUUCUGUGUCCAUCAUGUCGUUUUGAGGUUUUUGGGAGAGCACGAGAAACUCCGUUGUGGUGCAUCUGUGUAACCUUUGGACUUGAGCGGUACUACAGGCAUCCCGAGCCAGGAGUCGACGAUGCAUCGCCACGACCGGAGGACACACAGCUUGUGUAACAUCACAGGAGAGCUCGACACGCUCGGAGGAGAGCACUAACAGUCCUGCAGUCUAAAUUAGGGAAGAAAGAAAAACAGUACUGGGAAUUUAAGACUUGAAUGCAAGUUGAACGCGGGUUUCUGGGUGCAAGAAAAGUUUACACUCUAUUUUGUAACACAUCAAAAGAAGAAAAGAAGAAAAACAUGAAACACGACCACUGAAGAUUCUCGAGCUGUUCAUGAGUACAGGAAAAAGAAACAACAGAUAAACAUUGGUGUAUGAUUUCGAUUCAGCCCCGUUAUUAAUAUCCUAUUACGGUUAUUAUU